CACCUCCACCAAGCAGCUCAGCUCCACUGUCGUUACGUGUAGCCUAGCGUGCAAACCAGUUCACACGUUCUGUAUCAUCAAAAAAGCAAAAUGGCGAAGUGUGUCACGAGCUCGAUGAAACGUAGUGUCAUUGAUAUUGUAUGAAAUUAUCAGUGGAUUAUGGGCUGACAAUGAUGUAGUGUACGAUAUAAUGUUACUGUGAUUGCACUGAAUACCCAGGUGUACGUUCAACAAGAGGUUCAAAGGUGGUUUCAUCAUAAUUCCAUUGUUUUUCAGUGAUUUUUAUAUAUUUUUUGAAGACUGAGUACAUCAGUCAAUAUACAAAACGUGCCGGGUUUCAGUAGUUAUCAUGGCCACGGAUAAAAUCAGAGUUGCGGUGAGAGUCAGGCCGUUCAAUCGACGAGAAUUGGAGCUCGGUACACAAUGUGUCGUGGAGAUGACGAGCCAACAGACGAUACUCCAGCAUCCAACGAGCCUCGACAAGAUGGAUCGAAGCAAACCAAAGAGUUUUGCCUUCGAUCACUGCUUCUACUCCCUGGAUCCGAGCCUAGAAAAUUUUGCAAGCCAGGAGGUUGUCUUCGACGCCCUGGGCCGAGACAUUCUCGACAAUGCCUUUCAGGGGUACAACGCCUGCAUCUUCGCUUAUGGCCAAACAGGAUCAGGUAAAUCCUACACGAUGAUGGGCAGUGGUGAUAACAAGGGUAUAAUACCACGUCUCUGUGACAAUCUCUUCGAUAUGAUAGCAAAACAACAGAGUAUCGAAUUAACGUACAAAGUUGAAGUCUCAUACAUGGAGAUAUACAAUGAAAAAGUACACGAUUUGUUGGAUCCAAAGCCAAACAAACAGUCAUUAAAGGUUAGAGAGCACAAUGUACUUGGUCCAUAUGUUGAUGGGCUCAGUCAACUAGCUGUUACAUCUUAUCAGGAUAUUGACAAUCUCAUGACUGAGGGAAAUAAAUCACGAACAGUUGCUGCAACAAAUAUGAAUUCGGAGAGUUCAAGAUCACAUGCUGUUUUUUCAGUUAUUGUUACCCAAACAUUGACUGAUACACACAGUGGUGUUAGUGGUGAAAAAGUAUCGAGAAUGAGUCUCGUUGAUCUUGCUGGUAGUGAAAGGGCUGUGAAAACAGGAGCUGUUGGUGAUAGACUUAAAGAGGGUAGUAAUAUUAAUAAAUCAUUGACAACACUUGGUCUAGUCAUCUCAAAGCUUGCUGAUCAAAAUUCUGGUGGUAAAAAUCGUGAUAAAUUUGUACCGUAUCGAGAUUCAGUUCUCACGUGGCUGUUGAAGGAUAAUCUUGGGGGUAAUAGUAAGACAGUUAUGGUGGCAACGAUAUCACCAGCUGCUGAUAACUAUGAGGAAACAUUGUCGACAUUGAGAUAUGCUGACAGAGCUAAGAGAAUUGUUAAUCAUGCUGUUGUCAAUGAGGAUCCAAAUGCACGAAUUAUUCGUGAGUUGAGGCAGGAGGUGGAGGCACUCAAGGAGAUGUUGCUCCAUGUCACUGGACAGGGAUCAGUGGUUGGACAGAGCAGGACUGAUAUCACUGAGAAAUUGUCAGAGUCCGAGAAGCUCAUGAAGGAGAUGUCACAGACUUGGGAGGAGAAACUUGUCAAGACCGAACGACUCCAGCAUGAGAGACAGCAGGCACUGGAGAAGAUGGGGAUCAGUGUUCAGGCAUCGGGUAUUCAGGUCGAGAAGAACAAGUUUUAUCUGGUGAAUCUUAAUGAUGAUCCCAGUCUCAAUGAACUACUUGUCUACUAUCUGAAGGAUGUGACACUUGUUGGGGGUAGAACUGCCACCACUGAACAGGAUAUUCAACUUCAUGGAUUGGGAAUUCUUCCGGAACAUUGUGUUAUUACUAUUGAGGAGUCAGGGCUGUAUAUGAGCCCUCUGAAUGGCGCCCGGUGCUUUGUCAAUGGCAGCCAAGUUGUUGAUAAGACUUUGCUGCAACAUGGCGAUAGAAUUGUGUGGGGUAAUCAUCAUUUCUUUAGGGUUAAUUGCCCGAGACCUGCAACGUCAAUUAGCAGUGAACCACAGACACCUGCACAGAACAUUGAUUAUAAUUUUGCCAGGGAGGAGCUCAUGCUUAACGAACUCACCAAUGAUCCGAUUCAGAGGGCUAUUCAGAAGUUGGAGAGACAGCAUGAGGAGGAUAAACAGGUUGCGUUGGAGAAACAGAGGCUCGAGUACGAGAGACAAUUCCAGCAAUUACGAAAUAUCUUAUCACCAUCAACUCCUUAUUCACCCUACGUACCUUAUGAUCCACUGAGGGGCAGUCAGGGGGGUAAAUUACCCGCCUGCACUCCAACAACACAAAUGCGCGUGGAGAAAUGGGCACAGGAGCGUGACGAAAUGUUCAAACGCAGUCUUGGUCAACUUAAAACUGAUAUACUCAAAGCAAAUUCACUCGUGCAGGAGGCGAAUUUUCUCGCUGAAGAGAUGGAUAAGCAGACGAAAUUCAGCGUUACACUUCAGAUACCACCGAACAACCUCAGUCCCAACAGAAAGAGUGUAUUUUUUCAGCGUGGUGCGUUCGUUAGUGAGCCAGCAAUUCUCGUAAAACGUCUGAACAUGGGUAGCCAAGUCUGGACAAUGGAAAAACUGGAGAACAAGCUAGUGGACAUGCGUGAGAUGUACGAAGAAUGGAAAGAUCCAAAUAAUUCCCAACGUUUGCCCGGGAUGAAGGACGAAUUGACAUUAAAAAUUCAGGAUCCCUUUUACGAGUCCCAGGAGAAUCACAAUUUGAUAGGUGUUGCUAACAUAUUCCUUGAAGUUCUCUUUCACGACGUUCAACUCGACUAUCACACACCGAUAAUAAGCCAACAGGGUGAAGUAGCUGGCCGACUCCAGGUGGAGGUGAGCCGUACAAGAGGGCAAUUUCCUCCAGACAGAAUUUGCGAGGCUGCAUCUGAGAGCUCAAGCAGUUCAGACUCGACGUCAUCAGAGCACGAGGAUUACACGGGUUCCAGUCACAUAAGCUGUCGUGUUACGAUAAAACAGGCGAGUGGGUUGCCCCUGUCGUUGAGUCAUUUUGUGUUCUGUCAGUACAAUUUUUGGGGUCAUCCAGAGCCUAUUGUCGUACCAUCACAAUCAACGACUGAUUUACCACCGAUUAACAGCUGUUUGUCAGGCCAGAGGGACUCACCAGCGUUCAAAUUCAGUCAUACGAAGGAAUUUACUGUACCACUGAACGAGGAAUUCCUUGAGCAUUGUGCUGAGGGUGCCCUGAGCAUUGAAGUCUGGGGCCACAGGAGUGCUGGAUUCUCAAGGUCAAAGCCAGGCUGGGAGGUGGAGCAGCAGCAGCUGGCUAAGGCUAGAUCACUCGCUGAUCGUUGGUCUGAGUUAACCAGGAAAAUUGAACUGUGGGUGGAGAUACAGGAGUUGAAUGAACAGGGAGAGUACUCACCUGUUGAGGUUAUCGUUAAUCCUGACACGUUGACUGGGGGAAUUUAUCAGUUGAGACAGGGACAACAGAGGAGGAUACAGGUGAGGGUGAAGCCGGUGCAAAAUUCGGGGACACUUCCUAUUAUUUGUCAGUCGAUACACACGAUAACAGUUGGAUCUGUCGCUGUGAGAAAUCCCCUUCAGCAGCCCUUGGAUAGUUAUCAGGAUGAGGAUCUCAGGGUACUCAGGGACAAGUGGAGUGAUGCAUUGAUGAGAAGACGACAGUAUUUAGAUCAGCACAUUCAGAAAUUAGUUAAUAAACAGUCGAAGAGUGAGCAAGAUAUUGAGAGGGAGCAGAGUCUUGUUGAACAGUGGGUCAGUCUCACCGAGGAGAGAAAUGCUGUGCUGGUGCCAGCUGCUGGUUCAGGUAUACCUGGUGCACCUGCUGAUUGGCAUCCACCAGCUGGUAUGGAGCCACACAUACCUGUUUUGUUUCUUGAUCUCAAUGCUGAUGAUUUAUCGACUCAUCAGUCUGGUGAAGAAGUAUCGAUAACUGGUAUUAAUUCAAUUCUCUCAAAGGAAUAUGGAAAUAAAUUUUAUUCACUACCUAUUAUUAAACAUCUUGAGAAGGAUGUCUGUGCUAUUGCUGCUUGGGACUCGAGUAUUCAUGAGAAUCUUCAUCUCAAUCGACUCACACCACCCAAUGAAAGAGUUUUUCUUAUUCUUAAGACAACUGUUAGGUUGUCACAUCCAGCACCCAUGGAUCUUGUUUUGAGAAAGAGGCUGGCACUCAAUAUUUAUAAAAAACAGAGUUUCACGGAUAGAUUGUUCAAGAGAAUUGUCAGGUCUGAUUGUCUUGCACAGACUGGUGUCACUUAUGAAAUUGUUUCCAAUAUACCAAAGGCUAGUGAAGAAUUGGAGGAUCGUGAGAGUUUAGCACAAAUUGCUGCCAGUGGAGAGGACAGCAGUGAUGCUGAUGGAGAAACGUAUAUUGAGAAAUAUACGAGAGGUGUAUCAGCUGUGGAGAGUAUUCUGACACUUGACAGAUUGAGACAGAGUGUUGCUGUCAAAGAAUUACUCCAGGCACGCGGACAGCCGCUUAUGAGGAAGACAGCAAGUGUUCCAAACUUCUCGCAGAUCAUGAGAUUUGAUACAUCUCUGGAUUCUCUGAGUGUAACACGUUCAGAGAGUGUCACAGAUCUCAAUUCAGAGCUUAAUUGUCUGCCACAUCACUCACGACGAGCAUCACUGGGUCACAAUAGAAAUGAAGAUAGUUUCCUGAAUGCUCCAGCCAAAUCAUUUGGAAUUGUGACACAAGUACGACAACGACAAGCGAGACCAACAUCCUUGAAUCUCAACCAGAUUUCACUGACACGUGUGCAGCAAUCGACUUUCAAGUCCUCACCAAAUAUGGGCGGAAAAUUGAGCCUCCGGAUGACGACACUUCACGAAGAAACAUCGAAUGUGGGAAAUCAGGCGUCUUCUCCUGUACCAGACGAUGAGAAAAGCGAUGCUGAGGGUGCUGAAUACGAUUCUUAUGUGAUCCGAGGGCGGCCGGUGAGACCCCUGACAACAUCACGAACCCUGGACUCCCUCGCCGAGCUCCAAUCCACGAAGAUAACGACCCCCAGCAUGAGCAGCAGUGGCUACGGCUCCCAGGCAGUCUCCACCACAAACUUAACAUCCGACGAUUCAAUAUCUAUAAAAUCGAUCAGCGUAGACGAAACUCCCGACGUUGAAUACAAGACCAUAACUGAAGUGAAGAGAACCGAGAAAAUGGACAGUUCCCUAGUGUCAGAGACCCCAGAAGAGUAUUUUGGUGACAUAAGCACUGACUUAGACGAUCUGAGUGGGUCAAAGGGUUCAAUCAACGAACGAAAAUGUUCAAUUGACUAUCGUGACACUGGUCUCGAUGAUAAGCCCUCGAUAAUCACCGAAAUCAAGGAAAAUUCCAUAGUCACAGCACUUCAUCAGGACUCUCCCACUUCUGUUGACGAUGCCAUGAAAAAACAGGAUAUGGAGACGAGUCAGACGUCGAAUUCUGGUGAUGACAGCCCUCUCGAGGGCAAUUCAAUUGUUCAAACGAAAUUACAACCUGGAAAAGUCGUGAGACGUCGAAAGGUCUCCAAUAACUCUGGUAGAAAUAAUCAGAGUUCACUGUACCACAGAGCCUCAUUUCCAAUGGUCCGUCCACAUUUUUCAGACAUCAAGUCAUCGACAAAUGCUGUUAACUAUGAGAAUGGUGAUCACAGCUCGUCAGAGCGCAUUGACGACGAUGUUAAUGAUAAAAAUUCGACAUUUGGUUCCAAGUCUGAUUUAACCAGAAUCGAGGCACCAUUACCUGAGUGGGUGGUUGUUGGUGAAUCGGUUAUGGUACGACCUUACAGCUACUGCGGUGUUAUUGCUUAUAUUGGAGGUACGGAAUUUGCUACGGGGAACUGGAUUGGAGUUGAGCUUGAUGCACCCACUGGGAAGAAUGAUGGUGCUGUUAAUGGGCACAGGUAUUUCACUUGUCGAGCAAAAUGUGGGAUUUUUGUCAAGGUCGACAAGCUCAUUCAGGAUAAACGGGGAAGAGCCCUCAGGAAUUUUACGAAACAGGAGAACAUGGGCUCCAACAUGCGGAGGAGUACUAGCAGAGGUGAAGGUCUCCAUUCCCUGCACAGAAGCCGAAGUCGAGGAGAAGGCCUCUCCACCACAAGUACACGUUCAUCCCCCCGAGCAAAAUAAACGAACGGAGAAUGAAAUUUUCAAAAGCUGCAUUAAAAAAAAAAUCGCCAUAACUGGUAAAUGCCUAAAAUCGAGCAGAACACAAAAUAAUAUUAAAAGAAUGUUAUAGUGCUGAUGGUUUUGACUCCGAUAGAUACCUAGGGACUACUAAUCCAAGAUAAAAAAAAAAUUUGGUGUAUUUCUUAAAACAAAACAUAUAUCCAUGAGCAUGUGUGUAGCACAUUCCACAUUCCAUGAGUUGUCACUCCGUUACCCAGAGGCGUGGGCGAGGGUGAGGGUCUGAGUCCCUCAUCGAGGCUCAUUAUUUCCAUUGGGGUUCACGGGGACGACCUAGACUUCCAUAAUCGAUGAGAAAAUUGCAUUUUAAUUCGUUCCAUUCAGACUUCCCUCCAGUUUCUCCAAAUACAUUCGAAAAAUAUGGCAUUUAUCAUUGUUAUUGAAUUAUUUCCACUGGUGGAUCAUUCAAUCAUCAAAAUGCUGUUGAUGAAGGAGACGAAAAAUCCAAGGGCUGAGGAAUUCAAAUUAUUUUGGAAUUUUUUAAUCCCAUUUUGUCCAUUUUUUCACGAUUAAUUUGAAAAAAAAAAUUUAUCACAAUUGAAUAUUAUUUCCACUGGUGGAGCAUUCAAUUGUCAAAGUCCAUUCGCUAAUUAUUUUCAGUCUAAAGAUGUGCAAAAAUUGAAUAAAAAAUUUAAUUCAAGACAUUCCAAAAAGAAAAUUAAUUUUUGUAAUUAUCACUUGUCUCAGUACUUUAAAUUAUCAAAUUCACGAUCAUUGAAAUCAUGGAAUUUUAAAUGUGUAGUUAUAAAGUAUGCAAGAGCUGUUAAAGUGUCUGUUGUAAAAAUAUAUAUAUAUAUAUUCAUAUAUAUAUAUAUAUCAAGGGUACUUUCCAGAUUUAGAUCGAGUUAUUUAAUUUCUGGAUAAAGCUAUGACUCAUUAAUAUUAAUUCAUAGAAUACAGCGACUUGCCUGCAGUUUAUUGAAUAAUAGGACAACUGUAUGAUCCAUAUUAUUCAGUGAAUGUAAUUGUACUAGAUCAAUUGUUUUGUAAUAUUAUUAUUAAUUUUAGUAGUCAAAGUUGUUGAGUUCUGUUCUUAUCAUUCAGUUAAUGAAUGCCAAUAACAUUUGUCCCAUAUAUUAUCAUGGUUUAUUCGUGAAUACGUGUAUAAAAAUAAAGGGAAGCUUGCGUUGAAUUUUAAUUAAUGAUUUUGUUAAUCUUAUCGAGUGAUUUAUCGGUUAUUUUUUUUUUGUUAGGGUUUUAAGUAAUUCCACUUGCAGUAGAGAUGCAAUAUUAGAUUAAGUUAGACACUAGGGAAGUUUGCUUCAUUGUAUCAAUUGCAUAAUAAUUAUAAAUACGAGGAAUAUUUUAAUGCUGGGGGGCGAGCGAGGGGCGAUGAUAGUUCAUAAUUGUAAGUACAUGUCGUGGAUAAUUAUAAUUUUGUUGGUAUGCGCUGGAUUAUCAUCACUCGUGGAUGAAAAAAAUUGAUGGAAAAAUGCGCAAAUUCGUUGGAAAAUCUACUUUUGACGGUUUGAUGAACAGUCGAUGGAAUUUUAGAAAUUUAAUGGAAUGUUCAUUUGAUAGUCACCAGUGUUAAUGAGGAGAAGGAAAAUAAAUGACUUUCUGUUCCGAUUUUAAUUGAAGAAUAAAAGAGAUCGAUAACCGAUUGAUCUCGACGUCUAUAAAUAUUUUUUAAGAUAUUUUAUGGACUCGGUUUUUAUGGCUUGAUUUUGGUCAAUAAAAUGUCAAUCAAAACACUUGAUAAUUAGGAACUGACACAGUUCUGUAAUUAUUGUAUGGAAUAUUGAAUCGGAGAGUAUUUUAUAUUGGACAUUUCGAUAGAAUCAACCGUAAAUUCACACAAUAUUCAGUUGAAAUUCGAUAGAAAGUGGCGAAUUUGUUUAAUUUUUCUGGGAAUUUUUUUGAUGUGUGAUGUGUGGUAAUUGUAAUUAUUAAAUCUGUUGAAUUUUAAACGAGCACUCGUGUCUGUACUUAUUUAUUUUGGAGAGUAAAAAUCAUUUUCCAUUAGACGUGCGUUCAAAGUUCCCAGUAGUUAUGUGCAAAAGGGGAAAAUGACAAAUUUCAAAAAAAAUUAUUCACCAAUCGAUUCUCCAAUAAAUGCCAACUUUGAUGGAAGUGAAAUCCAUGAAAUAAAUCCGUCGAAUGCUACCUGCAGUUUUUUUUAUUUAAUUGUUGCAUCCAGGGCACCCUGAAACGUAAAUUAUUUAUCAACAAAGUUUGACGGAGUCGAUAAUUUUCGUGCUGAGCAGAAAAUCAGUGACGUAAUGGUCACAUUUUGAAGAAUUCAUUGGAGUCUGUGGGAGAUAUCGAUUAAGAUAUUUUGUUUAUAAUAAUUUAUAAUUGUGGACACGAGGGUGAUUUUGAAAUUCACCGGAGGGACGGGUAUUGUUACCCCUUGAGAGGCUUUGGGGGGAGGAAAAAAUUGCUGACGUCCCAGGGAUGAAUAAUUUUCAAUGGAAAUCUUGAAUAAAAAAACUAAUAAAAACCCAAUGAGGUUUAAUCACUUUUUCGUAAAUCUUAUGAUCAUUAACAAAAAUACAAAAAAUAUUCCAUUAAAAAAAAUUCUAUAAUUUAUGCGCAAGAAUUUCCUCGAAUUCCGUUGAAAUGUGCACUAAAUUCUGUUCAGCAAUUUGAUUACUUGAUUUUUUAUCAAAUAUCUGACGUAAUCACUUUCUCCAAAAUAAUUAUUCCAAAAAAACUAACAAAACUCUUCCUCAGAAUUUCAGCAGAACAUCCAAUUGUGCGGAUGUAAACAAUUUUUUCAAACUCUCCUCGAAAAUAAUUUCCUCCCACCUCCCCAAAAUUCCUAUCGCCAAAUUUCCCCCGCACUCCGCCCCUCCCUCACCCCCCCAAAGCCUCUGGAGAAGCGCAAACUCAAACCGCUCGUUAAUUAUUAUUUUUUUGGUUUACCAAAAAGCCUAGUCGUUUUAAAAUAUUCUAGCGAGGAAAUGAUAUGCAAUAUAAAAUCACCGACGCAACAAUGUAUCAUUCCUGUACUCACAUUAAAAGCGAAAUCAAAUUACAAACGGACUAUAAUAUUUUUUGAGAGAAUACGAUAAUUAACGUGACGAAAGCACUUACUAAUCAAUUAACAGUGUAAAAUAAUAAUUGACACAGUUGCGAGAGAAGUGAAAGAUUAAUUACAUUAUACGUAAGAUAACAAUAAUGAAUUUGUCCAUAUUGUGAAAAAAAAAAAACAAACUAUUCCUGUCCAAAUAGAACAAUACUAAUAUUAUCAUUAAUAAAUAUAUUAUUAUACCUAA
Molecule: messenger RNA, 9387 nt
Organism: Diachasmimorpha longicaudata
Lineage: Eukaryota; Metazoa; Arthropoda; Insecta; Hymenoptera; Braconidae
Gene: Khc-73
Product: kinesin-like protein KIF13A
Exons: 11
Coding region: 350-6109 (1919 amino acids)
Biological process (GO): microtubule-based movement
Molecular function (GO): microtubule motor activity; ATP binding; microtubule binding
Source: RefSeq, a predicted model, not a curated record